GAUGAUGUCGCUGCUAUCGUAGUUAGGUGCGCAGGCGCACAGCCGUGUUGUUGUCGGCGGCGGUAAGAUGGCGGCGAUCGGGGAUACAUCAGCUCUGGGGCUGAACGGGUUAAUACAGCAAUUUACAGCCAUAACGGGUGCGACUGAGAGUGUUGGGAAACACAUGCUAGAGGCUUGUGACAAUAACCUGGAGAUGGCUGUGACUAUGUUUCUGGAUGGAGGGGGUAUGGUUGAGGAGCCUAGCACCAGCUCCAGUUCUGCAGGGGCUUCCAGCAGCAGAGCACCCCCUACAGAGGAGGAGGUGCGAGCCCCUAUACCACAGAAGCAAGACAUCCUGGUGGAACCAGAGCCACUGUAUGGAGUGCCAAAAAGACGACGGCCAGCCAGAUCCAUCUUCGACGGCUUCAGAGACUUCCAGACAGAGACUAUCCGACAGGAGCAGGAGCUGAGGAAUGGCAGCACAGUGGAUAAGAAACUCAGCACCCUGGCUGAUUUGUUUAGGCCCCCCAUUGAGCUAAUGCACAAGGGCAGCUUUGAGACGGCCAAGGACUGUGGACAGCUGGAGAACAAGUGGCUGAUGAUCAACAUCCAGAACGUGCAGGAUUUUGCUUGUCAGUGUCUGAACAGGGAUGUGUGGAGCAAUGAUGCCGUGAAAACCAUCAUCAGAGAGCACUUUGUGUUCUGGCAGGUAUACCACGACAGCGAGGAGGGGCAGCGCUACAUCCAGUUCUACAAACUGAACAAGUUCCCUUACAUCUCCAUCCUGGACCCCCGCACAGGCCAGAAGAUGGUGGAGUGGAACCAUCUAGAUGCGCCGUCCUUCCUGGAGCAGGUGACGGGAUUUCUGACAGAACACGGGCAGCUCGACGGCCUGUCCAGUCACCCCCCUCCCGCCAAACGCGCGCGCUCUGAGAGUCUGAUUGACGCCAGCGAGGACAGCCAGCUGGAAGCCGCCAUUCGAGCCUCACUGGAGGAGACCCAUUAUGAAUCCCAGCAGACUCGGCCGGACUCGCGCUCUGAGGAAGACUCGGACGCAGAGCCCUUCUCAGACAGCGAGGGGCUCAUCUCCGUGGACGGCUCCGAUGAGGAGGCCCCCGUCCAGGCUCCACCUCCUUGCCCAGACAGCCCCGCUCGCCACAGGAAGUCCCCACAUAAAGAGUCCAGCCACAGGAAGGAGGAGAGCAAGAAGAACCACCUGGAGAAGCCUGUCGUGUCACAGCCCUGCAGAGAGAGUCUCGGCACGGCGCGGAGGCAGAACUCGGGAUCGAGGGCGUGCGAGCCCGGCGCUGAGGAGCAUGGCAGUCCAGGCCAACCUAGCGACAGCGGUCCGAAGGCUCAGCUUAUGUUGCGCUACCCGGAUGGGCAACGGGAGCAGAUCGCCCUGUCUGCUCAAGCCACGCUCAUGGCGCUGGUGAGACAUAUCCAGUCUAAAGGUUAUCCAAACGAACGCUUCGAACUCGUCACCAACUUCCCACGACGGAAACUCUCUCACUUGGACUAUGACAUCACGCUGCAGGAGGCAGGGCUGUGUCCGCAAGAGACUGUCUUUGUGCAGGAGAGGAAUUAGGCCGUGUGACGCCCCUCAACCCCCUCACCCUGACAUCGCGCUCACUCCAGACCCACAGUGCUGCAGGCUCCGCCCCUUCCCUUCAGUGUAAUUGGCCCUAAGCGGUGUCCAUCAGCCGGUCGUCUGCCGCUCCAUUCUGUGUACAGUCCAUGGACACAGUUACCCAGCGAACACUGAACGGGGUCCCUGUUGCUACACAUACAUGAAGUCAAUGAGCGUUUGUAGAAUACGGCCUGACUGUAGAGACCAGCACCGGCCAUGAGCUGCUGGGAAAUAAAGAUGGUGGGUCACAUGAUGUUGGUUUCCAGAAACCAUGUGAUAUCUGAAGAGGACGUAAUUCUUGUCAUUCUUGUCAGUUAACGUUUUUCAUAUUAACGAGUUAGUGGCUUCCAGGCAGCUACAGCUUGGCGAUGCAGACCUGCUCCUCCUCUGAAGGGAGGGACGUCUGCGUGGUCAUGAGAAACUGGGAGCCUGCCAUCACCAUGGUGAUCCUGGACCAGAGACUGGGUGUAGUUAUUGACAUGUAGUUACAGGAUUUUCCUUUUUUUCCAUUUUCUUUGAUUUUUAUAUGACCUAUUUCCAGAAAAAAAAGUUGCUGAUUCUCAAAUAUAACCUUCACAUCAAAGGGGGCUUGUUCGUAUGUUCUGUCUGUCCAGCACGUGGAGGGCCCUCAGCCAAUCGCUGACACACAGUGGUAUGUUCCGCAUCGCUCUCCGCCAAUCAGUGGGGUUUAGGCUGUGACCGAGCAGAAGACGGAGUUGGCGUCAGGGGCUGUGGCCUUGCCUUCGCCAUCCAGGACCCAAAGGGAACCAUCGACACUAUGCAGCAAACCCAGCUGACUUUGGCUUGGUGGAAGUUGGACCUCAGGUGCCGAUUACCUACUGGUACUGCACGGCCUAGUCCUGCAUUUCCUGGAACAGCCAUGUUUUUAAAUCUCUGCCAUCUGGUUGAUUUAAAUAGAUUGAGUGUUUGUGCAGAAAAAAAUACAGUGGUUGCCAUGGAGUUUAACGCAGUGGUGGAAACUCAGUUUGUGACACUUUGGAUUUAAACCGUGAAUUUGUGUUGGGUACAAAACUUAGAAUGCAUAACAUUAUAAAACUUAAAAGAUAUUCCUCAAAUUGGCAGUCUGCCUAAAAUUAACUUCUAAAUAGGCUGUUUCUUUUGUAGCCAGAUGAGAGCAGUCAAAGUAAAAUAUCUAGGUAAUAUUUUUUUCCCUCAAUUAUUCUCCAGUGAGGUGAUGCAGUGGGUAGCAUUGUAGCCUUACAUAGCUAGGGUUGUGGGUUUCAUCCCUAGGCCCAGGUGUAUGGAGUUUGCAUGCUGUCCCCUAGUACAAAAACAAGCCGUUAUGGUAAUUGAUGUCUCUAAAUUGCCCAUGAAGUGUGACUGUAUAUGUGCUGUGGCAGACUGGGAUUCCAUUCAGGCUGUCCCGUGCUUUGUGCUUCCUGGUAUCGGUUGCAAGCUCCUGGUGACUCUGUACUGAAUAAGUGUGUAUGGAUGAAUGAUGGCUUUCAGUGUUUUACCUCCCUUGUUUUCCUAGAACAGAGGCCCUCGCAGACCUAUUUUCAGAUGAGUAUCAGAUAAGCCCCCCCCCCCCCCCCGCCAAAAAAAGAGAAUCUUACCUUUAAAUUGACACACCUGGUGCACCUGGAGUGUGUGUCUCUGAUUAGGUAGAUCAGCCCUGACUGGUUGUAUGCUAUAGAGGGGGUGGAGAUUAAGGGCAUAACAGACAUGCAUCAGCCAUUUCGAAGCACCAUCCUUUCAUCCAAUUGAAAACCUGCAAGAUCUCUCUUGUUAGAAAUUUGAUCACUGUUCUUUUGACUGGGCUGUAGGAUGAAUGCCUUUUCACUCGACUUUAGUAUGUUACUGCACCCUUUUCUGAUUGGAUUAUCAAUUGCCCCUGGCGAGAAUAUCCUCAAUGUUUUCACUGUAAAUAAUGCACUGGGUAGGGGUGACUUUUAGUCAGUGUGUGUGUGUGUGUGUGUGUGUGUGUGUGUGUGUGUGUGUGUGUGUGUGUGUGUCUGUGUGUGUGUGUGUGUGUGGGUGUGUCUGUCUGUCUGUCUGUGUCUGUGCGAGUGCAUGUUUGGGUAAAACUUCAUGUGCUUUAAGGGACCAAACUUUUCUGUUUUAUGUACACAGCUUGUCUUAAUAUUUUACUUGAACAAAAUCAACCAAUAAACAGCUUUUUCAGUA
Brienomyrus brachyistius is the source of this 3757-nucleotide messenger RNA. RefSeq names its product UBX domain protein 7 (gene ubxn7). Gene Ontology annotation, molecular function: ubiquitin binding. The transcript is spliced from 11 exons. Gene Ontology annotation, biological process: proteasome-mediated ubiquitin-dependent protein catabolic process. Gene Ontology annotation, cellular component: nucleus. NCBI's taxonomy places the organism in Eukaryota, Metazoa, Chordata, Actinopteri, Osteoglossiformes, Mormyridae. The record is from RefSeq and is a predicted model, not a curated record. The coding region runs from base 68 to 1567 and encodes 499 amino acids.